Messenger RNA from Orussus abietinus, 2482 nucleotides. It is a transcript of the gene Rop, whose product is annotated as protein ROP. Gene Ontology annotation, biological process: vesicle-mediated transport; intracellular protein transport; neurotransmitter secretion. NCBI's taxonomy places the organism in Eukaryota, Metazoa, Arthropoda, Insecta, Hymenoptera, Orussidae. Gene Ontology annotation, molecular function: syntaxin binding. Gene Ontology annotation, cellular component: plasma membrane; secretory granule. Bases 91 to 1848 code for a protein of 585 amino acids. The transcript has 11 exons. The record is from RefSeq and is a predicted model, not a curated record.
GAACAAACUUCUUAUAAUUUUAGCCCGACUGUACUAGAGUUCACGGGCUUGGAGUUGGCAACACUGUUCGGCACACUCAGUACUGUCAAAAUGGCGCUCAAGGGUCAGGUCGGCCAGAAGAUUAUGAAUGAGGUGAUCAAGCAGAAGAAGAAAACAACGGGAGGAGUGGAAUGGCGAAUCCUGGUGGUGGAUCAGCUGGCCAUGAGGAUGGUUUCCGCUUGCUGCAAAAUGCACGACCUCAGCGCCCAAGGGAUCACUUUGGUAGAAGACAUUGGCAAAAAGCGAGAGCCUCUUCCGACCAUGGAAGCAGUCUACCUUAUCACACCUUGCAAUGGCUCCGUUCAGAAACUCAUCGACGAUUUCAGCAAUCCCACGAGGACCAUCUACAAAAACGCGCACGUGUACUUCACCGAAGCGUGUCCCGAUGAGCUGAUCGAACAAUUGUGCAAUGCGCGAGUAGCUAAACGCAUUAAGACACUGAAAGAGAUCAACGUCGCUUUUAUACCGUACGAGGAGCAGGUCUUCUCCCUUGAUUCGCGGGAAACGUUCGCCUGUUUUUACAACCCCUCGUUCAUCAACCUGAGGAAUGCCAACAUGGAGCGAAUUGCAGAACAAAUAGCAACUCUUUGUGCUACUCUUGGAGAAUAUCCAUCGGUCAGAUAUCGAAGUGACUUUGACCGUAACGUCGAGCUGGCACAGAUGGUCCAACAAAAGCUGGAUGCUUACAAAGCUGAUGAACCAACAAUGGGCGAAGGUCCUGAAAAAGCUCGUUCCCAGCUCUUAAUUCUCGAUCGUGGAUUUGACUGUGUCUCACCGCUUUUGCACGAGUUAACUUUACAAGCCAUGGCUUACGAUCUCCUUGAAAUCGAGAAUGACGUCUACAGGUAUGAAGCAUCAGCGGGACAAGCCGAGAAAGAAGUCCUCCUCGACGAAAACGAUGAACUCUGGGUUGAACUCAGACAUCAACACAUUGCUGUUGUUUCUCAAAAUGUGACAAAAAAUCUGAAGAAGUUCACCGAAUCAAAGAGGAUGCCUCAGAGCGAUAAACAAAGCAUGAGGGAUCUUUCGCAGAUGAUCAAAAAGAUGCCGCAGUACCAGAAGGAGUUGAGCAAAUACGCUACUCACUUGCAUUUGGCAGAGGAUUGCAUGAAACGUUAUCAGGGGAAUGUCGACAAGCUGUGCAAAGUUGAACAAGAUUUGGCCAUGGGUACUGACGCUGAAGGUGAACGCAUCAAGGAUCACAUGCGAAAUAUUACGCCGAUUCUGUUGGACCAAACUGUCAACAAUCUGGAUAAAUUGCGUAUCAUUGCAUUGUAUGUGAUCAGCAAGAAUGGUAUUACGGACGAAAAUCUAAAUCGUCUGGUGCAUCAUGCUCAGAUUUCAGCUGAUGACAAGCAAACCAUUAUCAACAUGGCAAACCUUGGCAUAAAUGUCGUGGUCGAUGGGAACCGCAAGAAAUUGUAUACCGUGACACGUAAAGAAAGGAUUACAGAACAGACUUAUCAAAUGAGCCGUUGGACUCCUGUGGUGAAGGAUAUCAUGGAAGACUCCAUCGAGGAUAAAUUAGAUUCGAAACACUUCCCAUAUUUGGCUAGUCGUUCAGCAAGUACAGGGUAUCACGCACCAACAAGUGUACGGUAUGGUCACUGGCAUAAGGACAAGGGUCAGCAAACCAUAAAAAACGUCCCUCGGUUAAUAGUCUUCAUUGUUGGUGGAGUAUGUUUUUCGGAAGUGCGAUGUGCAUACGAAGUGACGAACGCUCUGAAAAACUGGGAGGUUAUCGUUGGUUCAUCACACAUAAUUACACCGAAGUCGUUUUUGACCGAUUUAAGCAAACUGCAUGUCUAAGAAUGACAUCCUGGCGGAGAUGACAUUUCCGAAUUAACCUCUUCAACUUUAACGCGCUAAGUUACGCACCGAUCGCAUCGGUGUGUUCGACUUCAUCGGUAACGUCAACUGUACAUACCGCCAACAGCGUCGACGUUCAAAUUAGCUUAAGCGAACACUUCAUGUCAAUUCAUUAGAUAAAAUUGGUCGUGUAUUCGAGUAGAACGACUAGCCCGAUGUAAGGAAAGGCAACUAAAGUUGAAGACCAACUCACCAAAGCGUAUCUAGUGUUGAGUGCAAUUUGAAUAUCUGUAUUAAAGCAAAAAAAGAGCAAAGGCUCGAUUAGACGUCAAGUGCCUGUGCGAUGUGUAGUCAUACGGUGAAGUCUUUUUCGCUUGGUGCUACCGAUGGAGUCCCAUAAAUUCAUCAUAAGGUGGUAACUUAGUUUCGCAAACAAUACUUCUACCAUAUUUAUUGUUCCACCAGUUUGCCCCAUCUGACGCUGGAAUUGCAUGAUAGGGUGUAGAAAUGAAGCGCUGUAGAUGAAGCAUAGCUUAAAGUGAUGGAGAGAAUGUGGCGUCAAAGAAGUCUGGUUCAUGCAAUUUUUCUAUGAACUGGAUGUACCGAAUCGUUUAAAACUUUGCAAUGUGAAUAU